AUGGCCUGGUGGAAAGUCAGCUCUGCUGGGAAAGAUAUCAAUCCUGACCUGGCCAGUGAGAGGGUGUCCCCUUCUUUCAAUGUGGAGACUCUCACUAACAUCCUGGAUGGAGGGGCAGAGGAAACCCAACGUAGGAGAUCAGUGGUGAUCACCAUUCAGAAGGACCCAGUGUUCAGCCUUGAGAACCUGUACUUCAAGACCCAAUCUGAGAGAUACGAAGGAGCUGUCCGAAAUACUUUCCAUCUAAAGAAAAAAAUGAAGGACUUGGGAUGGGAAGAAAAUGGAAGAGAGAUGGAAUAUGCCCACAGGGCUCUCAGUGGAGAAUACUCUCUUAACAUCCACGGCGUCUUCAUACGAUCCCUCACUGCACUGGGUACUGAUGAGCAAAUCGCCAAGUGGCUGCCACUUGCCAACAACUAUCAAAUCUUAGGAACCUACGCUCAGACUGAGCUGGGACAUGGCACUUAUCUUCGAGGUUUAGAAACCACUGCCACCUUUGAUCCCACAACACAGGAAUUUAUCGUUGACACGCCAAACAUUACAGCAACAAAAUGGUGGCCAGGAGAGUUAGGAAAGACCAGCACUCACGCUGUUGUCCUGGCCCAAUUAUGUAGCAAUGGAAAGUAUUAUGGCAUGCAUCCUUUCAUUGUUCCCGUCCGGAGUCUGAAGGACCACUCUCCACUCCCAGGAAUAACCGUUGGUGACAUUGGGCCCAAGAUGGCCUUUCAACAGGUUGACAAUGGAUACCUCAUGAUGAGAAACAUUCGUAUUCCAAAGGAAAACAUGCUAAGCAGAUUCUCCGAGGUUCUGCCCGAUGGCUCCUAUGUGAAACGUGGGUCCGACAAGAUCAAUUAUUUCACUAUGAUUGCAAUACGGGUUGCAAUGAUCGGCGGUGAGGUUGUGGAUUCGCUGAUGAAGGCAUGUACAUCGCGGUGAGGUACUCUGCAGUCAGACGUCAAUCAGAGUUAAAACCCGGAGCCCAAGAAGCUAAAAUCCUUGAUUACCAAACCCAGCAACAAAAGCUGUUGCCUCUCCUGGCAACUUGUUAUUCCAUUCAUUUUAUGGCCAAACACAUGAAUGUAUUUUACAACGAGACCUUCAAAGAGAUUAGGGUGGGGAAUUUUAACUCUCUAGCUGAGCUCCACGCUAUUGCUUCUGGCCUAAAAGGAUUUUCUACAGAGGUUUCCUCCAGUGGUGUGGAGGUUUGCCGCAAAGCCUGUGGAGGUCACGGCUACUCUCUGUACAGCGGACUGCCGACACUUUACACCAGGAUUGUGGCUUCAUGUACUUAUGAAGGGGAAAACACCGUCCUACACCUACAAGCUGCAAGG
Staurois parvus is the source of this 1331-nucleotide messenger RNA. The record is from the annotation of a GenBank genome assembly. Lineage: Eukaryota; Metazoa; Chordata; Amphibia; Anura; Ranidae.